CCUUAUGCUUUUCAAUCAGUGUGUGUGGAAUUUGUUUCUAAAAUCAUUAGGGACUUUUGAAUAGUAGUGUAGGCUUUAUUAAUAAGAGCGAUUUUUAAAAAAUCCAAAAUAUGCACAAAAAAACAGCGUAUGGGCUAAACAGAUCGAGGAAAUGUUUUCUGGACUACACUGAUGAGCGACUGUGGGAACCGGGCUAUUUAAAGGCCAAAUGUAAGGAAUUGUGUCUAGAAGAAGAGUAUAAAAAAUAUCAGAUCCGCCUCAUGAUCAGUUACCUCACCGUCUUCUUUCCUUUGUUCAUAUUUGUGGUCGUAGGCUGCGAGCUCUGCCCAUGGAUUUUCUCUGAGCAAAAAAAACUCAUCUACUACGAAUCAUUAACGGCUAUAAUUGUAUUAGUUGCUGUUGCUGCUAUAUUGAGCAUCAAUUUCUUUGAGAGCAUUGUGCAUCGCCACAGGUGGAUUAUGGUGUUUUCCUCAAUAUUGUCCGCGUAUAUUGUGGUAUUAGUUGAUAUAUAUCAGAUACUGGUGUUCCAUUUCAAGUAUCACUGGCCACUUAAUACAUUAUACGACGUCUUCGUCCUCUGCAUGAUUUAUAUGUUCUUGCCAAUCCCUUCGAUCAGGGGAGCAGCCCUGUUGGCCACCUCUGUCAGUCUCAUGUACAUUGGAUUAUUCAUCUACUUUUUAAAGUACGACGAUGAAGAUAUUGCAGAGGUAGUCCAUGACCUUGAUACGAUUUGCGUCGACAUAUUUCACUAUUUGGGUUUCAAUCUGAUGGGGAUUUUCUUCCGGAUAAUGAACGACACCAUGGUGCGCUCCUCCUUUCUGGAUCGCCACCAGUUUCUCAAGGAGGAGAUAUGGCUUCGACAAGCUCGGCAACAAGAGUCGAUGCUUCUGGAUAGCAUACUUCCACCCCAGAUUGCAAAGCCCAUCCAACAAAGCAUUAAGGAAAGGAUCAUGUUGUCCGAAACCGAUUCAGACAACAUUGUCAUGAAUGCCCGGCGAGCAGAAAACUUUAUGGCCAUCCAAAUCCAUCCCGAUGUUUCCAUCCUGUAUGCAGAUGUGGUGAACUAUACCCAAUUAACCACAACACUGACGGUGGAGAAGUUGGUGAAGGUCCUGCAUGAUCUCUACGGCAGAUUCGAUAUGGCUGCCUCAACUUUCAAGGUGCAGCGCAUCAAGUUCCUGGGCGAUUGCUACUACUGUGUGGCGGGUUUGGGGGAGGCUGAUCCCGAUCACGCUAGGAUGGCUGUUUCUCUGGGAAUUUCCAUGAUUGCAAACAUCCAGGAGGUGCGGUCCCAUCGUUCACUGGAUAUCGAUAUGCGAAUUGGUGUCCAUUCAGGAACUUUGCUUGCAGGUGUGAUCGGUCAAGCAAAGCUGCAGUAUGACAUAUGGGGUCCCGACGUGGAUAUUGCCAAUCGACUAGAGGCAACCGGCAAGCCCGGUUACGUGCACGUUAGUGGUCGCACUUUAAGUAGCUUAAACGUAGCUGAGUACACGAUAUUCCCGGGAACGGAAGUGGCCCAAAGUGAUCCCAUACUGCAGAAACAGCCAAUGACCACCUACCUCCUAACGGCCGCCCCCAGCCGCAAUUCAGUCAGAUCAGUGGAUGCAGUGCACUCCUACGCUGAGAUCGACAUAAACGCGUUGGGAGCUUCCCGGAAAAGCCCGAUUUUGAGGCCAACCUUAAUGUCAGAUGAGUUGCGUAAGGAGUUUAAAAAGAUGCCAGUGGGAGGCUUCAACAUUCGAUCGCCGUGCUGCCGAGACCAUUCGAGUGAGGAGAAAGUCAACAACGACUUAGGCAUGUUUUGUGUAGCCUUCAAGGACUCGUCUCUCGAAUGGAGUUAUUUGCAUAAGCCAGAUUUCAUCUUGAAAUACUCAGUGCUGCUUGCUUGGGGAAUCGGGUGCUGCCUUAUCUACAUCCAGAUAGUCAACGACAAAUUCACCAUCUGUGUUGAAUGCAUCAUGAUCGACAUGGUUGUGUUUACCUUCCUGACUUCAUUGCUCUUUAUCUCCUGGUACAAGAAAGUGUGUUGGUGGAGAAGCGUCGAAAAUGAGACCCAUAAGUAUGGGAGAGUCAGCUGCAAGUUGUUCAAGAUUUGGGAAAGAAUCCAGCACAGUUUUGUCCUGCGAGUUACUAUCUAUAUGAGUAUAGUUGCGAGCUAUUACUUGUUGAUAUCUACGAUACUACUAAACUGUGACAAAAAUCAAUAUGAACUAGAUGUUAUCAAUAGCAAGCUCUAUCACUAUGACAUUGUAACUGACAACUGUUUUAAUCCGUGGGUCUUCACCGACAUGAUUUCCUUGAUCAUGGGCGUAAGCUACACCUUUGCCCGAAUUCCAUUUGCCCUAAAGAUGCUAAUUACCUGUUGCGCAACCGUUGCUUACUUGGUUAUCGUAUUCUUUCAGUACGCAUUUAUUUUCGAGCACAGUGCCACCACAACACCAUUUAUGAAGGCGGAACUAGCUCACUGUCUUCGGGUGUGCAUGAUGUUACUCACGAUGUACGCAAAGGAGCGUCAGUCAGAAUUCAAUACUAAAAUUAACUUCAAGAUAAAUCAGGACUUGCAAGGCAAGCAAAAAGCGGCUGACAUCACGAACAAAUCAAUCAUAAUUCUACUCACUAACAUUCUUCCCUCCCACGUGGUUGAGGUUUAUCUUGAUUCAGUAGCCAAUCACGAACUGUACUACGAAAACUAUAAAAUGGUGUCCGUCAUGUUUGCCAUGCUCAUCAAUUUUCAAAUGGAUUUGCCCAGCCUGCGAGUGCUAAACGAUAUCAUAACAGAAUUUGAUAGACUGUUAAAUGCCUACAAGGAAUAUUAUGUCGUCGAGAAGAUUAAAGUCGUGGGCUGCACUUAUAUGGCAGCUUGUGGACUUGAUUUUACCCUGGCCAAGUCAAAAUUUGGUAGCAGAACACAUGCUUCUUACUCAUCCGAAAUGGAACAGGUGCUUUAUCGCAAAGAGUCCAAAGGCACAGAAAACGACCACGAUGAGGUGGCCUUUAUAAUGACCACGUUUGCCUUGGAUCUAAUGAGAGUGCUUUCCGUCUGCAACAAGGCGUACGCUGGUAGACCCUUCGAUCGGGCUCUAUCUACCGGAGAGAUCUGUAUCGGAAUCUCGACCGGCGAAAUAAUGGCCGGAGUGGUGGGGGCGUCUCAGCCACACUAUGACAUCUGGGGAAACCCGGUCAAUAUGGCUUCCCGAAUGGAAUCCACAGGGCUGCCUGGACACAUCCAGGUGACGCAAGAGACUGCCAAUAUUCUCGAGCAGUUCGAUAUUCUGUGCAUGUACCGUGGCAUGACCUUUGUGAAGGGUCGUGGGGAAAUUCCUACCUACUUUGUGGGCAUAGACGAUAAUUUGAAGUUUAUGCCCUCAAAUUUGAAGAAGAAGAAUAUGUCAAAGCGUUUUUCAGUCUUAUCCUCUCUAGUGCCAGCUCACAGCGGAAGUACAUCUUCAAAUGAAUACAUUUGAUACUUUUUAAAAUUUUACAGAAAUAUAUUCUGUACGCUACUCCGAAUUAGAUAUUUUCUAUAAUUUAUACCCACACUGUAAUUGUCAUUGUUAGUUGAAUAUUAGCUUUGUGAUAUGUAAAAUAAAGGCAAAUGACAUUCAAUUAAGUUAAAUGUAGGUUCAUGGCUCUAAGCAGGCUUUGAGUCCUGGAACCCAGUUCUCAUACAUAAUAUAACUCAAACGUACAAAAAAAAUACCAUUUAAAAAUAUGAACAAAAAAAACACUAGCAAAACGCCGUACAGGGAAAGGUUUAGGCGAUGUAAUCUGGAAUAUACUAAUGAACGCCUUUGGGAACAAAGUUAUUUGAAGAUAUUCGUAGGCCAGAUGUAAGGAGUUGCACUUAGAGGAAGAAUAUAUGAAAUAUAAGAUUCGCUUGAUGAUCAGUUCCCUCACCGUUUUCGUCCCCAUGUUAAUAAUAUUGAUCGUAGCUCUUCAAGUAAUCAUAUGGUCAUUUACUGAGAUAUAGCCUUUAACACAUAUUAUUAUUACAAAUCUGCCUGGCCUCUUAACACCUUAUACGAUGUCUUUGUGCUCUGCAUGAUCUACAUGUUCCUGCCAAUACCUUCGAGCAAAGCAGCAGCUCUGCUAGCCAUAUCUGUUAGUCUAACAUAUGUGAUAUAUU
Messenger RNA from Drosophila simulans, 4126 nucleotides. RefSeq names its product adenylyl cyclase X E (gene ACXB). NCBI's taxonomy places the organism in Eukaryota, Metazoa, Arthropoda, Insecta, Diptera, Drosophilidae. Gene Ontology annotation, molecular function: adenylate cyclase activity. The record is from RefSeq and is a predicted model, not a curated record. The coding region runs from base 111 to 3464 and encodes 1117 amino acids. The transcript is spliced from 14 exons. Gene Ontology annotation, biological process: cAMP biosynthetic process; adenylate cyclase-activating G protein-coupled receptor signaling pathway; intracellular signal transduction.